Messenger RNA from Puntigrus tetrazona (Sumatra barb), 1844 nucleotides. It is a transcript of the gene srsf4, whose product is annotated as serine and arginine rich splicing factor 4. Gene Ontology annotation, biological process: mRNA splice site recognition; alternative mRNA splicing, via spliceosome. NCBI's taxonomy places the organism in Eukaryota, Metazoa, Chordata, Actinopteri, Cypriniformes, Cyprinidae. The coding region runs from base 73 to 1173 and encodes 366 amino acids. Gene Ontology annotation, cellular component: nucleus; ribonucleoprotein complex; cytoplasm. The record is from RefSeq and is a predicted model, not a curated record. The transcript is spliced from 6 exons. Gene Ontology annotation, molecular function: mRNA binding.
AUAGAGGACUCUUACUUUGAAUCUCGCGUAUGUUGUUGCUGAUUCUCCACGCCGAGCUGCUGCACCGGGAAAAUGUCUCGAGUUUACGUGGGAAAAUUGAGCUAUCGCGCCAGAGAGAAAGAUGUAGAAAGGUUUUUUAAAGGCUACGGGAAGAUUCUGGAAGUAGAUCUGAAAAACGGGUAUGGCUUUGUGGAGUUUGACGACCCCCGUGAUGCGGACGACGCCGUGUGCGAUCUGAACGGCAAGGACCUUUGCGGGAAGCGGGUGAUCGUGGAGCACACCAUAGGACAGCGGCGUGACGGCGGCAGCAGAUCUGGGAGAAGUAGUCGGUACGGUCGUGGAGGAGGGGAAAGGUACGGCCCGCCCACUCGCACAGAUUACAGGCUGAUUGUGGAAAAUCUGUCCAGUCGCUGCAGCUGGCAGGACCUGAAGGACUACAUGCGUCAGGCUGGUGAGGUGACUUAUGCGGACACUAACAAGGGCCGCAAGAACGAGGGCGUCAUUGAGUUCAGGCAGUACUCGGACAUGAAAAGAGCCCUGGAGAAACUGGACGGCACCGAGGUCAAUGGAAGGAAGAUUCGGCUCAUCGAGGACCGGCCUGGUGCCAGACGCCGCCGCUCUUACUCCCGCAGCGCCUCCAGGUCUCGCUCCAGGAGCAGGAGGUCCCGCAGGAGCCGGAGCCGAAGCCACAGCCGAACCAGCAGCCGCUCAAGGGCCUCGGGCUCACGGUCACGCAGCAGGUCGACCAGCAAGAAGGCGAAGGGCAGGAGCGGUAGGAUGGAGGAGAGCAGUAAUGGAGCUCGAAGGGCAGGUGAAAGCGCUAGGGAUAAUAGCACGAGCUGCAGCCCCCCGAGCAAAAAGAGCAAGCGGGAGAACAAGAGGGCUCGCUCCUAUUCUCGAUCCAGGUCCCGGUCCAGAUCUCGAUCCAAAUCGGUGAACGACAGGGACGUCUCCAGAGAGUCUGGGUCCAAAUCUCAGGAGGGAAACAAGAGCGGCGACGAAGGCCGGGCGGCUGACAGGGCACACCGCUCUAGAGCUCAUUCUCGAUCCAGAUCACAAACGCCACCAGAUGCCAAUCUGAGGAGGGAAUCCAGAUCCAGAUCCAAGUCUCGCUCACAUUCGCGCUCGCGAUCUUAUUCCCGAUCUCGGUCCCGCUCAAGGUCACGUUCUUAAGUUUAAAAAAAAAACAAAAAACCCAAUUGCCGUUGUUUUUCCAGUCUAACUAAACAUCUUUUAAAACAAAAAUAUAUCUUAAUUUUUUUUUUUUUUUUUAAACCCCGCUGACAAUUUGUCUCUAAAUGGUUAGAUUUGUGCUAUAAAAAAAGACAAUGUGUGGUUGAGGUAAGAAAACAAUCCAAAUUCAAGAUAUCUGAAAACAAGUCUGAAUAUGUUACUUUUUUGUGUAAAGCAAAACGGUGCAUCUUGUUUUUACAUAUUUUUCUUGAAAAAGACAAAAAUAGACUGAUUUGUCUAAAUGUGUCUAAAUGUCGUUCUGCCCUACGUUUUUCUUCUUUGACGCAAGUUUUUUUUUUUUCUUUUGUCAUAGUUUAGUAUUAGGGAAAUUGCUUGCAUAUUCACAUUUCAGUAUUUACUGGUAAUCGUUAACCUUAUGCAUUUUUUUUUUUUUUUUUUUUGUAGCGUUUUUAUUUUAAAAUUUGCUUGCAAUAUAUUUUAUUCACAAAGACUGAGUAAAAUUAAACCAACAGUAGAUGUCCUUGCCUUUGCAUUGUAUAUUUAGAAAUGUACCAUAGUUGUUGUUAAGCUGGGGCAGAGUUUAUGGUCUUUUUACAACAAAGUUCUCCAUACAAAAAUAAUAAAAAAAUUAAAAAAAAACUGCCUCACAA